UGAACUGCCAUGACGUCCACUGCACAAAUUAGAAAGAUUUCUGUAAAGAUAUAAAAGGAUUCGUGGACUUUCAGUAAUAAUUUUAAUAAAUUAUUUGAAACAAGCACAUUGUAAAAGAAAAAUGGUAGUAUUAGAAGGAGAAGCAGGAGAUGCGAAGCAGCAGACCAACGAAGAAGCUGAUAAAGAAGAAGUUAAACAACCGUCUCUUCUAACUUUAGAGAUAUUCCGCAUCACGAAGGAUGCUCAACAGCAGCACGGAUUGCGGCAUGCCGACUAUCAACGCUAUCGUGGCUACUGCUCGCGGCGCAUCCGACGUUUGCGUAAAGUGCUCAAAAUCCCUCAGGGCGACAGACGCCACUACCGUCGCCGUGACGUCACAACUACCCACCUGAUGGGCGCUAAUGCCGAGAAUCGCCUACUUUGCGUGCCGCUACUGCAGGCAGAACGCGCAUGGGCUCACGCCAUGCAGUUGCGUCAGGAAGCCAAUACUGAGCCAAGGAAGAAGUUCCACCUUACCUCAAGGUUGAAGAAAGCUUAUGCACACGCUCAGACUUUGUUGCAGCUAUGCGAGCAAAGCGGCGCCUGCGAUGCGCGCACGCAACUUGAAGCAGGCGCGUACGCGGCGUGGUUGGGUGGCAUUCUAUUGGUGGAGUUGCAGCAAUGGCGCGCGGCGGCCGAGAGCCUGCAAAGGGCUCAGCUUGUGCUCGAUAAGUUGUGUGCUGCAUUGCCCGAAGAUGAACGGCUCGUCUAUAAGCAGAAGGUUGAAGAACUAAAACCUAGUCUGCGUUAUUGCGCGUACAACAUUGGCGACCAAUCUGCGGCCGGCGACCUCGUUGCUAUGCGCGGUCAGGGACUCAUCGAGAAUUUGGAUUCUCUCAUGGCUCAAGCUAAGGAAUCCCGUUCAGGUGUAAUGCACGAAGUGGAGUGGCGCGGGCGCCGCGUUACCGUGCGUCCAGAGAAAGUACGUCUCUUCCUUAUCGCUCUGCAGGACCUGGACAAAUCCGUCGCGGGCGCAGACUCGCCGCAAUCCAAGAUUGACAUCCUCGAAAACAUACUUAUGGAUUGCAAAGACGCCAUAUCCGCAAUCAAAGAUGAAAUAAAAAAUGAUCCAAAACUCAAAACCGCAUCCGAGACUCAAAUGUCCGGCAUCAACUACUUGUUAUCUUACUUGAUGUACUUGCGCUUAAUGCGCACCAUAGAGAGAAAUAAUUUACUAGUGCAGCAGGCCGAAGAAGCACGCAAGAACAACAUCCAGAUAGAUGGCAAGAAGGUCCGUCCUCACGACUUGACCCGGUUGUACGAAAUCAUAUUACAGAACUUCACCGAACUGCAGCAGCUGCCUGGAUUCGAAAAUGAUGCAGCAUAUCAAGAGGAGAUAGAGACCCAAAUGAAGGCUUAUCGCGCAUUCCGAUGCUAUUAUAUCGCACAAGUUCUCACAGGGCUGAGACGUUUCAGAGAAGCGCUAGCGAUGCUGGAAAGGAGUAGCAACUAUGCUGCCGAAUCCAUCUCUAACAAAUUAACUGAUAAGAAACUGGUUGAAAAGCUGCAAGUUUUGAAGAAAGAUAUAGAAAGCUGUAAGUUUGAGGUCCACGCAGACUCGGUCCUAGAAGAUGACGAGGAGCAAGAUGAGGAAACCAAGUACACGUCAAGCGGCAAACCGUACAAGGAUAAGAAGCCUUUAGUGGACAGAUUGGACGAGUACCGCGAAGACACACAGGUCCUGACUAAAAACCCUAACAUAUACAAACUGCCCCCACCAAUGGAAGCCAUUCCGUGCAAGCCGCUGUUCUUCGACCUAGCGUGUAACUUUGUGGAGUUCCCCAACUUAGAUGACAAGAUAGGUGCCGGCGAUAGUAAGAAGCAAGGCGCCGGCAUCACCGGCCUCGUCAAAGGAUUCUUGGGAUGGGGCAAAGGUGACAAAUAGAAGACGUUCUCCAUGUAAAACUGAAUUUAUAUUAUUUUAUACAUUGUCAUUGGAAACAAUCUGCAAAAUAUAUGUAUCUAUAUAAGGAAACGUCAUAUUUUAAUUGCGCAACAAUUUUAUAGAAGCAGUACUGUAUGCAAUAAACAAAUAUUUAACAAAAAAUUUAAACAAAUUAAAAGUAAAUUGUUCUAUUUAAAGUACAAAAAUAGAUAAAUUUUACAUCGUGUAAAACAUAUUCAUUAUAAUG
This is a messenger RNA of Hyposmocoma kahamanoa, 2171 nucleotides long. RefSeq names its product signal recognition particle subunit SRP68 (gene Srp68). The record is from RefSeq and is a predicted model, not a curated record. Lineage: Eukaryota; Metazoa; Arthropoda; Insecta; Lepidoptera; Cosmopterigidae. Gene Ontology annotation, cellular component: signal recognition particle, endoplasmic reticulum targeting. Gene Ontology annotation, biological process: SRP-dependent cotranslational protein targeting to membrane. The coding region runs from base 122 to 1924 and encodes 600 amino acids. The transcript is spliced from 6 exons. Gene Ontology annotation, molecular function: 7S RNA binding; signal recognition particle binding; endoplasmic reticulum signal sequence receptor activity.